AUGCCGCUCGAGAUCCACCCUCUCCGCACCAUAGAUUCAUUGUCGUGGAACCGCACACGUGCACUUGCAUACUAUGGGCCAACACACGAUUUACUCCAUAAUGGCCCUGUGAGCGAAACGUCCAUACGCGGACUAGCUCGGGACCGCGAGCGUGAGAUAGGCAACCCCAACGUCUGGCAUUGGAAGAUCGUCGACACAGAACUCGCUCCAAGCGAGGACGACCCCAAGGACAACGGCGGUCGGACCAUCUCAAUCGCAGUGUGGAAGCUCAUGAACAAAGAAGCGCCCACUGAGCACGCAUCUGUCCCCGCUGAGAUCAUGCGAACUUCGGAUAGCUCGUUUCUCCCUCCUGAAUUGCGCCUUGACGCUCUAAUGUCUCUUUUUGACCCGCUCGAUGCAGCACGCGACGAGAUCAUGGGCACAGAAAAGCCCUAUUUCAUGCUGAACAGCUUAGCCACGCACCCUGAUCAUCAUCGACGUGGAGCUGCAAAGCUGCUGCUAGAUUGGGGGAUAAAGAAGGCUGACGAUGAGGGCUUGGUCCUCUAUCUGGACGCUACUGAGCUGGCUAGGCCGAUAUAUGCAAAGAGGGGCUUCGAAUUGAAGAGAACUGUAGAGUGGGACAGGAAAGUGUGGGGAGGGGAAGGAGUAGAUGUGCACUAUUGUAUGGUUAGGCUCCCACACAGUGGGCAAAAGAAAUGA
Molecule: messenger RNA, 699 nt
Organism: Boeremia exigua
Lineage: Eukaryota; Fungi; Ascomycota; Dothideomycetes; Pleosporales; Didymellaceae
Exons: 2
Coding region: 1-699 (232 amino acids)
Molecular function (GO): acyltransferase activity, transferring groups other than amino-acyl groups
Source: RefSeq, a predicted model, not a curated record